Molecule: messenger RNA, 33325 nt
Organism: Cinara cedri
Lineage: Eukaryota; Metazoa; Arthropoda; Insecta; Hemiptera; Aphididae
Source: the annotation of a GenBank genome assembly
AUGAGGGAAAUCGUACAUUUGCAAGCCGGACAGUGCGGAAACCAGAUCGGCGCCAAGGUACGUUCGUUACGACGUUAUUAAUAUUGUCUUUGGUCUCAGAUAAGAAAAGCCUAAGCCAAUUUUUUUUUUUUAGUCUUUCGCUAAUUUUUAGUUAAAAUGGCAUACAUGUAUGCGUAGUGUAUACACUCUAACGCAUGUCGUAUUACAAGUUGAAAUAUUUGCAUUCACUAUGCGAUGCACUUUUUGUUUGGUGGGAAAGGUCGUUUAACCUCGUUUAUGUUAGGUAAAUUAUAAUUAUAUGACUUGAGCCAUUAAGGAUAAUUAGCAAUUUAGCAAUUUUCAAAAUGUAAUUUACUUGCAUUGAAAACUAUACAGAAUUUACUUCAGUUCUUCUUCGCUGGGAUCAGAGAUAUUAUAAAUCACAUUUUUGUAAAGGUUGGCAUUUUUUGAAGGAAACUUAAGACGGUAUAAAAUAAAUAGUAAUAUUAUACCCGGCCAAUGACGACGAAACUUACUACAUUUUUAAAGAGAUCAAAUCAAUUUGUUGUCCUAGGAUAUUAUUAUAUGGGGUUUUGUCAAUAAUUAUGUGCAUUUUUGCAGACACCUACCUAUACAUUGUUCGAUUCACGUUAACAGCUAAACUUACUUCAAAAGUAAUAAUUUUAUUUUUACAUUUUGUAUUUUUUUUUUUUAAUGGAACACGGUGGGGUGAUUUACCGGUUUAUUCGAGUGCAGUCGAAAUCGCAUCGCACGGAAAACUACCGGUGCCGCGCGUGCGAAACGAUAGGCAAAUAUGUUUCACUUCGGUAUAAUAAUAAUUAGUAAUUAUUACCCGCGUCAUGAUGAUAGGUUUACGCCUCAACACGCUCCGAAUAGAAAUCCGUUUUUACCUAAGCAUAUAUUUUUGUCCUGUAUAUAUAAUUAUAAUAAUAAUAUGUAGCUCGAGGGAUGCGUAGUUAGAACGUUAAACUCAAUACGUCUCCCCCGCCUUAAACAUACAGUUUUCAAACAAUCGACACGAAUAUUGGAUGGAUUUUUUUUUUAUCAAAAUUCAUAUUUCACCGACAAAAUCGAUUGUAUUCGUACGGAAUAACGGCGUGAUUUAAUGAUAAGUGUAUAUUUUUGGUCUUAGGCUUAAGUUAAUUUUGUGUGGUUUUCAAUACAAGCAAAUUACCGCAUAAUAUGCUAAAUGGCUUAUGGCGUUCUAAUUUCUAAAAUUCAUAUACGAGAUAUUGUAAAACCGAUGUCCUAUGUUUGAAAUCGAAAACCAAAAGUUGAUAUUUCAUAUUCAUUUCUUAAUUCAUAUUCAUAGACAUUAUAGAUAUAUUUUUCCGGAAAUAUCGGGCCAAAUAUUGGUUAAAAAAAAAAAAAAAAAACCCCGAUAUCGAUAAAACACAUUGUAAUCGGUCGAUAUUCAGCAUCUGUGUACGUAUCGGUCUGUUCCUAAUUAGAAUACUCACACGUAUACUUAUGCCCAUUUAAACCGAAAAAUAAAGCGGAUCAAAAUAUUAUAGUAUAGAUACAAUUAUACAAUAUUAUAAAUGAAAAAAAUGUCAAUUUGACUUAAGCCCUUCUUUCUCGGGACCAAAACUAUAAUAAUGGUAUAUUAUAACGUCGUGUAGUACUUAUGACGGUUAAGAUUUUUGUAUACAUUAAACGGGAUGUUUUUUAAUGGACUUUUCGACAUUAUUAUAUACAUUUAUAUGUAUUUUCACACGUAUUAUAUUGUAGUUUUUCGAGGUAUUUGGAUUUUUACGAGGAUUUUUAUGAAUGCGGACUUCAAUCUAUAUAAUAAUAAUGAUAUAUCGCCGUCGGUCACUAUAUUAUUAUUUGACGCGCGAUGAGACGACAUUCCUGCACGUUUCCUGCACUCCGUGAGCACGCGCUCACUAGUCGUUACCCGUAUCGCUUAUUAUUAUAAUAUAAUAUUGUCGAAUAUAUUCGCAGCAAAACAAAAAAAAAAAAUAUUUUUUUUUUUUUUUUUUACGUAUUUGUCUCUAAAACGACAGUACGGCCCUUUGCGUGGCCAAACUACAAGAGUCGGGGAGCAGACGAAAUUCUUCACGGGAAGGGGGAUCAAGGGGAUUUUACUCGACUAGUAAAAAUAUAUAAUUUGUACUUUUAAUCAAAAAUAGUACCCAGGUAUGAUAUUUUAAACGGUCGUUUAUUAACGAUUAUAAUAGGCAAUGUAAGAAAAACAUUUUUUUUUUUUUUUAAUAAGGGGAGAUUUUCGGGAAGGGAAAUGUGGUAGACGUUUGCGUACAUUUUUCUUGAUCAGUCCUCGUAUAGUACUGCGGGAUAAUAGUAGAAAUGUUAUUCGUUCGAUGGGUAUAGAUCACUGUAGUUUUAGAUGGGGAAUAAGUUUAAGAUUUAACUAGAAGAAAAAAACACACGCAUCAUAUUAUUAUAUUAUUAUCAUAUUAUUAUAGUGAAACCGAUAAAUUCUUCGCUCCGCUCAGAAUCUAAUAUAAUUUAUAAUAAUUGUUCGUGUUUUUAACGUAUUUAGCAUAUAUUACAACGUUAUAUUUGGAUAAUAAUUGGAGAAAAAUCGCAACGUGGCACUAUUAGAACCAUUAUUUUUUCUUUAUGCCCCUCUCCGGAAUAUUUUAAUUUGGUUUUGCAAUCUGAACGAGUACGGGUCAUGUUUUCGCGGUCGUUUUUAUGCGGGAAAAUGCACUCAAAUGCGACCGCCUAACGUGUACAUGGUUCGCCGGAUUUCGUCUAGAGGCCACCGGCACCUCCGGGUGGAGAGAUUUUUCCGCCGUUGAUCGUUGACGCGAAUCGCGCUGUGAGCAGCAAAUAUAAUGUUCAUACAUCCACAGUGUGUUCACACUAAGGGGCACCGUUUAAAAUUUCUGGGGUUGAGCCGCACAAUGGAAAAAACAUUGUGAGUUAAAAAAAAAAAAAAUCAAAAAUGUUAAUUUUUGUGGCACAUUAAAAUUAAAAUAUUCGUUGUUAAAUGGUAACACCGCACACUUGCGCGUGUCGAGGUGCCAAGCCAAUUCCGUUUGUCUGAUAAUAGACGAUUUUUGAUUUUUCUAACAACUAUAAUAUUACAUUGCCGAAUAAUUUUAUUUAGAGGUUGUUUUUUCGGACUUGUUCCCUACGAGAACUGUACCGGACCUAUUUGUAGGUAUAUGAAAAUCUGACAUCCUUAUCUCGCCGAAUCGUGUGAACCGCAACAUAAUCGUAACUCUCAUUGAAAUUCAUAACUGUGAACGGAGUUAUAUCUCGGUGUAUAUUUUGUUUUCACUCACUAGUAUAAUAAUAUAUUAUAAUAAUUCGUUCGCAUAAAGAUCGGGAAGUCUUUGGGCAAAAAACGGUUUUCGGAUACUAAGCGCGAUUCCGAUUUCCGGAAUAUUCGGAAACCGGUUCGACGGCUGUGGCAGCCCGUUAUCGGCGAGCUCGCGCAUAAAUCUUCCAAGUUGCCUGGUGUAUAAGAAUUGUUCCAAUUAUACGCACGAGUACAUUAAUUAUCAAUUAUACCGAACCUACUAAGUAUAUAAGUAAAUAACCUUUCAAAGAGAUUGAGUUUAAUAUAUGUUGACACUCACUCUACGUCUAGAAAAAUGUGAACAUAAGUUUUCGGUAAAAAUGUCAAGUCUCUGCGAUUAUUUUUCCUCACUGAGUUACAAAAAAACAAAGAAACAAAAUCGACUUUGAUAAAAAAUUUCCGGCGGCGUUACGCGUGGUGAACGCUCCAGUUUAUUUUCUCUCGGGUUUUUCCCCUUUAUAUCAUUUCGUAAGCAGAGGAAAAGUACAAGGAUAUCAAAAUAACGUCCACCCCGAUUUGCAUCGACUAUAAUAUAUUAUAGAUGAAAUAUAGACCUAGAAAUGUUUGCCCGCAGAAGCCAUAUCCCUGAAGUGACGUCGACGAUCGGUGCUGGUCUCGCGCGUGUUACUCGCAUCACAGCGAAACCGCAUCUUAAUAAUACAUUCCUCGCUACGCUUAGAAUUAGAAAAAAAAAACCAUCAAUACCUAUACCAUAAUACGUUUUUGGCGUUUCGAUAUGCCGUUAUAACUUGUAAUACUCGAGACUUGACGCGAUAAUAUUAUAUAAUAUAUAAUAUAAAAAACGUGUAAUGUUCCCGGCGGUGAGCCUCCUGGUCCGCGUCCAGGAGGACCCUGACAAAUCGGUGUAUAAAUGACGAGGCGAUCCUCAUCCUCGAGAUGUGCACACAAUGGAGAGAGGUAUCGUCGCCGUCGUCGUUGUCGUCGUCGUCUUCGACGUGAAGGCAUCGUCGUCGCCGGCUACCGUCAAGUUCAACGUUCUGCACCUCGCAACGUGCGUAUUAUUAUUAUGACGCGUAUACGCCGCACAUUAUUAUUAUAAAGUAAUAAUCACACGAGUGGCGCUGAUGCAUCGGUGCUCGCCGUAUACCGUGGUAUAAUAGUGGUUUCGUUCUUAUUACACGCACGCACGAACACGCGUUUUUACGGCGUGUUCACGCUAAGAGCUUACCACCGAGCAAUACAAUUAUAAUGUUUUCAACCGGAUAUACGAAGACCACAGAAACAGUUUGACCCUACACGAAUAUAUAAAGUUACGAAAGUAGGUACGGAGAUCUGAAACGAAUCAAUCGGAUGAUUGUAGAAGAGAAUAUGGAUUUUGAUCGAAAUAGGGAUUGUCGAGAACGUUUUAACAUAUCCCUAUUAAUUUCGAUUCAAGUUUCAUUCGACUAUUUGGUUUAAUUAGGACAAAAAUUUUUAAGGUGUAUAUGGAAAUCUGGAAAUGUAAUAUAAUGACGAAAAUAAUAUCAUAUAUAUUAUAUAUAUAAAUAGCUGACCCCCAUUGGCGGAGGAUAAAAGUUAUGAGGUGACUGAACUGAGAGCUGGUAGAGUGCAGUGAAUUUUUUCGUCGCUAAAUUUGAAAAAUCGCAGUGCACAAAUAUGUAGUUUUACAUAAGGUACUAUUAUUUAUUUUUUAUAACUAUUUACUCGUAUUUCGGUCUACGGAUAAAUCGGUAUACAAUAAUUUAAAUCUAUUCAGAGUGUGUGGAUUUGUGUAAUAAAAAUAUAUAAGAUAUUAUAGUUUUCAGGGUACCUAUACAGAUGUAAACAAGUUACAGUGUGUGUUUUAUGUUUACACUCGUAUGCACCGUGUGUCUUAUUUGCUGAGUUAUGUAAUAAUAUAUAUAUACAUAAGUUGGUUUGCGGUUUGGCUAGGUGACAAGUAAAUUUCAAAAAUUAAAAUAAUACACUAUAUAUAGUAUCGCGUUUUAAUAGGUACGUAAACUUCGUUGUAUAUUUACAAUAUGUAUUUCGACUAUAGGCUGGUGCAGCUAUAUCUUCUUUUCGCUCCCGAUUAAAUGUUAAGUAAUAAUUUGGUUCUAAGACGCGAUCGUCUGCAUCAUUCGUAGUUGAUGCCAACAAAUGUGGUUUUUAUUGGACAUUUGCCUUUUGAAACGAUAGAAAUGGAAACAAAAAGACUUGUUACAUUCACAUCGAAUCGGAUUAUUUUGAAAUUAAAAUAUUAUAUUUAAUAUGCGAUAAGCGUUAUAUUUUAAAACUUUUAAAUAUUCUGAAUGCAGCAAGGAAUAUAAUAUGUUGGUUGUAUAAAUUAUUAUGGUGUAUUUAAAAAAAAAAUCUUUUGUCUGUUAACUCGAUCUAAUCAAAAAAACAUCAAGAGGUACGUCUAGUAGCAAUUUUGAUACAAUAUAUAGUUUGUGAAUGCGAGUGGUCAUUUUUUGUAUGUUUUUGUUUAACAAUAAGGUCAAAAAUACUCGCUGAGAUCUAAAUCAUUUUGAACAUAAAUUAAACAAAUCUGGGUCCGAUAAUAUAUUUCCCUUAGCUAAAGAUCUGAAAUUUGUACAGAAUACAUAUAUUAGCUGUUUAUAGGCAUUUGACAUUUUUGAAUUUGUUUAGUUUUCAUUAAGUGCUAUGUGGAUAAAUAAAAUGAUUUUCACCGAAUGGUGCUUUUUGCGAAUUUAACACGACGUUCAUAAUAAUUUAUACUUGGUGAGGAAAAAAAUCGAGCGCAAUACAGUUUUUUUUCUAUAACCAUUCAUAUAAUGUUGCCGAAAGACCACGGCGGAUCAUUUAUCAAUACAUUGCGUUUACCCGAACUUCGCUCAGAAUCGUGUUUUGUUAACAAUGAUUAAUCGUUGGGUACAGACACAUAUUAUUCAAAUAACUCAGCGUAUAGCUAUAUCUUUCCGACUUUUUCACCUACAGCAGUGGCGUGCAAAUUUUUUUUUUCCAUUUAAUUUCUACGACAAUGCAUUAACAAUAUACUAUUACUGUGUGGCAGCAGUGUAGUACUGCGUCGGAAAAAAAAACACAAAUUGUAUACGCACUCGAACCGGCUCCGGUCUCGGCUAAAACCUGUAGCAGGUCCCGCAGUGCUCGCGUCAUAUACCUAUACGCGCGUACCAUAAAUAUAAAUGAUUGUAAUAUACUGUAAAUAGCUCGUCGCGGACACAAAUCUGUCGUCGUCGGACGGCCGGUCGGUCGGUCUGGAGUGCGUCGAAGGACCGAAAUAAACGCGGUCCUUAUAUAGGCGCGUCUCGGACGGAUCGGAUGGGUGCGGCGGUGGCGGCGGCGUUUCCUGACAGCGUUCCAGACGGGUCCCCUGGAAUGUUUAUUUUCGGCCUGGAGCGCGAGACGCCGUCGCACACGGUCAUUAUACCGUACUACGGCUGGUGCCAAUAUUCUUCCUUCGGAGUUUUUAUUUCUAAAAAAAGGACCGACCGAAGGUACACCACCGCACAUUGCCACUGCGGCCGCCGCCACCGCCGCAGACUCUUGCACAGCAGUGGCACUCACGCGCGUCCCCCUCGCUUUGCCGCUGUUCCGCCGAUCCUCGACGAUAUUACGAUUUAUUAUAUAUUCGUUUGACGCAUAUUGUUGUUUCGACAAUAUUAUUUCUUUGAUCUCUUUGGUUAUUCUGUUUCAACUGCGACUCGAUUGAUAUUAAAUUCUCUUCGUUUUUAAAUAAUCGUAUAGUUUAGCCUCCCGAACGACAAUAAUUCGAUUAAUUUUCGAUUGGUCGGGCAUUAUUACGAUUUUAUCGUAUAUAGUUAUACAAUGUAGCUUAUAAAUGUGUUUUUUUUUCAUCACUAUUAUUGUAUGAUAAAUUUUCUGGCUCAAUGGUUCAUAUUAAUAGUUGUCACUAUUUUACCACGACAGUUUUUUUUUUUUGUACAAUAAACCGACCGAAUUUAAUAUUAUAGACUUUUGGCGCUCGUACGAGUUUUUUUUUUUUAAUAAUUAAUUGCUGUCAUUAUUUUAUCAUUUUCAUAUAUUCUUUAUGUACCAGUAUAUUGCUCAAUUAGAGGGAUAUGAUAAACGGCUCUCUGUAUUUCUUUCUUUCUAUGUACAGGGUGCUCAACAUAGCGUAAGACAUUCAUUAUCUCGAAAGUAUUAACUUUUAAUUUGUUUUUUAGAAAAUUUAAGAAACACAAUGUUACAUUUCCGUUAUUUAUUAUCACUUUUAUUUUCAGAGGUGAGACCACUAUUCACUUUUGCAUUUCAAAUAGUAACAUAUGUCUAUACAUAUUUCUAACAUAAUUCUAUAAAUAUAUGAAGUUUUAAUUUAUUUCGGUGUUGACAUUUUUAAUUUCCAUUAACCCGUUGAUAACCUAUGUUUAAAUUACUUGAAAUAAUUAUUUUGUCAUUAGGGUAGAGUAGUGAACCAUCACUUAUGUAGUGGUGAGUAUAGGUGUGAUUAGGCUUUACAUUUUGACAAAGUGCUAAAAUUAUAUAAUAAUAUAUAUCACUUUAUUCAUGAUAUUUUCAAUAAUAAUUAUAUUGAGUUUUUUUAAUAAACUUUUAACAAAUUAUUUAAAUUAAAUAAAUUAACAAAACUCAACCUUUGGAUAUUUUCAGUUUUUUAUAAAAUCUUUUUUAAUAUUUAACCGUGAAAAAAACGAAUUCGGUAGUAUAACUUCCUGUAUAUUUUUUAAGUACCUAAUUAAUCAAGUUAUUUAUGGGGGAGGGGUUCUCAAGAAAUAUUUGAGGGUUUAAUAACCUCUUAGUCUAUCGGUAUUUAGCGUUAUAGGAUUAAGGAGGGAACAUGUCCCUGGCUUUUCCGUGUCUGUUACACAUUUAUGCAUAAAAUAUUAUAAUUUAUAUUAAAUGCAUUGAAUAAAUGAAAAAUUGAUAAUCAUAUAUAUUAUGUAGUAGAAUUAUUUUCACUAGUGGUUUCCCAUUGGUUAUUGAUGAUAUAAUUGAAAAAUCAAAAUAGCAUAGACGAUUAAGAAAUAUUAUUGAAAAUAUACAAUGUUUCCCCUCGAAUUUUGAAAAAUGAACGCCCUUGCCUUAGCCUCCUUUUAAAUGCGCUUAUGGCAGUGUGGCACACAGUUUUUGAACAGUGUUCCAUGCUUUCUUCCUACACAUAAAACAAGAAACUUAAAAGUGGCAUAUCUCAUCAAGGAGUCAACGGAAAUUAAAAAUAUCAACACCAAAAUUUAAUUUAACUAUAAGAUCAAUUUAUAUAAUUUUAAUAUAGUUUAUUGUUUGAAAAUCAAGUGUUUAGUGAUGGUUUCACACCCCUCCUCUCACCAAAAAGGGGUGAAAAAAAUGUCACAUUUUAGAGAAGCUUGUUUUUUAAAAUUUCUGAAAAACAAAUUACAAGCAAAAUUAAUACUUUCCUAGAUAAUGCGUGUCUUAUCUUAUGUUGAUCACCCUGUAUAUAUACGUCCUGCAUCUUACGACUUAUGGCAAUAUACACUCUUAUAACAUUAAUCGGGUUUCGGGUGAUGUACUGGUACACAUACGGGUCGUUUUUUUUUAUUGCAUUAUAUUAUUAUUAUGGUAAGUACUCGCGUUCCUUGGUUUCCCGUCAAUUUAUAGACGCGACCCGAACGUUUGACCCCGUCCAAUCAUAUAGACUGCAGCAAUGCAGUGCGGUAGUCGAACAGUGGAAUAAUUGUUAUUAGAAAAUUAUCGCACGUAUACAUAAAAAAAAAUAUGUAUAUAUACGACUUUUUUAAUAGGUUAUUGUCGCGCAGUGGUUAUUAAAUUAUUGCGAUUUUUUUAAAAAUUAUAUUAUAAGCUAUACUGCGUCCGGUUUAUUAUAAAUUAUCAAGACUUAAGGAGGUGAGUUAAACUAAAAUAAAAAAAAAGAGCUGUUGUACUGCUGAUAGGUGUACGACUGUUUUAAGAGGGAAGGAGAACAUAGAGAAAUUUAAUGUAUAUUAUUGUAUGUAACGAAAAACAAUUGAACAGUGUACUAUAAAUCGGUGUAUAAGUCGUAUAUUUCCCUUGUUUCUAAAGUACUUUACCCAGGCCUCAACGAAAAUUAUAAAAAUAAUUGCCAGUUUUUUCAUUUAUUAAGACCAACUACUAAGAAAGUCUUCAAAUAACUUCCUCAAUACAUUAACUUGUUCAACAAUUCGACAAGAAAGUUCCUAUAAUAUUUUUGAUUGAGGCAUGAUUUCUGGUAGAAAAGUUAUUUACGGACACAAAACAAAUACAUCAUAAGUAAAACUAAUACAAUCCUUACUUCACUCAAAAUUAAAAAAAAAAAUGUAAUGUGCAAGAAUAUAGUAAUGCGGUAUUAUUAUAGCAAUGUACAUUUAUUAUUUAAAUUAUUUAAAUUAUUUUUGUUAUGCGAUAGUACAAUAUAUGUGUAUACCUACAAUAGAUAACAAUCGAUGUACAGGUAUAAGAAAAAAAAACCUGAAAAUUACAUUUAAACGUUUAAAAACCAAACAGUUUUGUUGUAUUUUUUUAUUUUUUUUAGCGAUAAUCAAAUCCUUUAAUUCGCUCGCAUAUCUCGCACAAAAACGGUCGUUGCGGUUAUUUUUCCCGUUUUAUUUAGGACGGAGCGAAAAAAAGAAAAAUUGUUUAAAGAAUUAUCAUAAAUUUUAGGCACCAACGACGGUGUGAAACUGGUCGGUCGGUCGCUCGCGUAUACGUUAAGUUGUAGUAGUCUUUUACGGUAAAUUUAUUUUAAAUACCAACAAUUUUUUUUUUAACUAAUAUAUGCGUAUAUUCUUUAGUUUUUUUUUUUAAUAUUAAUACUGCAGUAACCUAUACUCCCGCCCGAUUUUUAUGCUCGCAAAAACUCGAUUAUAAUAUACUACACAAAUAUAACGUGUACAAAAAAAAAAAAAAAAUAAUAAUAUAUUCAUACGCGUGUAUUUUUACCGCAUCGCUAGUAUUCCAAUAAUAGUAUAACGAAUAGGUACUUGGCUGUAGGUAUAUCCCGAUUAGAAUUCGUUCGCUAAAUCAAUUAUUUUUUUUUUCAGAAGGAGGUUUGUGUUUUUUUUAUCUAUAUAAAAUAUCUGUCGAGCGGUGUUCGUAGUGCAUAUUUGUUUUAUCAGUGACCACUAUACGAGUACAUAAUAACUACCUAUAGGUACCUAGUUGAUCAUCAUUAUUCAAAUAAAAUUCUUUAUCUAAAUAAUCAUUUACUACUAUACGAAUACAAUUUUAUGAUUCGAAUAAUUUUCAUUUAUUUAAUACAUUCUGUAAUAGCAUAAUAUUGUAAUAUAAUUUUUUCAUGAAUUCAUAUCGAAUAUAAGACACGGACUUUUCGCCUGGUAGUUUUUUAUUUGAAAAACCUACUACAGUAAUCUACUCGUGAGCAGUAUCAAUAACUUUUUAGAAAUUUUACUAUGGCCAUUUUAAAAAAUAUUUUAUAAUAAUUUUUCAUUCAAAUUUUACGAUUGGAAAUACUAUUAUUCCAAAGCAUUUGUUUUCAUAAAAAACCACCCAACUUACUACAGACUAAACUCGUAAAAAUAAUUUUUUGAUUUUCUCUAUAUUUAAACUGUACAUUUUUUUGGUUGAUUUUAGAGUUAUCUUGGCAACAAGGGGAAAAAUACGACUAAUCAUACUAUGUUCAGAUUCGUUUUUUUUAGCAGUGGUUUAUGGUUGCGUAUACAGAUAUAAAUUAAAUUGUUCUACAUAUUCUUUUAUUAUUAUUUUUUAACUAUUAAAAAGGUUUUAGUUAUAGUUGGGCUCACGAAAAUUGAUCGCUGGCGGCCAAUAUCAGAGUUCAAAUAUUUGAGUUCUCAGUAUUUUGUUAUUGUUCUCUACUACCACAUCAAUCUCUUCGUGAGUCAUGCGCAUAAUAUUUUUAUUUUAGAAGGGUUGAGGAGACAUAUGUUUGAAGCUGUUGGGUUAAAUUUCCAUUGUAAAUACGGUUGUCAGUGCUAACUUUUCGUGAGCCCGACUAUAGGUACUAUAUAAUAUUUGAGUUUUUUUUUGUAUGGCGUACGUUAUUUAAAAUUAUAUCCGAGCGGUGUAUGUGACUUAUAUACUCGAGUCGCGAUUAUUAUAUUUUAGAUAUUAAAAAAGUGUGAACAUUGACAUGCGCUGCUAUUAUAGCAUUUAUCAUCGAGACGGCGUGGCGUUUUAAUUAUUUCGGCCAAUCUAUAGAAUAAUUAAAAAAUAUAUAGGCGAUGAUAAAAGUUAAUAUCCGGGAACGCGAAGUCGUCGUCAUCUUAUGUAAACACAUACGUGCGGCUGUUAAUGGUAUACCUCUAUUUCUAUACAACGAUUGUUAGUUUUUUUUUCGUGUCAAACAAUACGCUCAAAAUAUAAUUAUUAUGUUUAUUAGUCAUGAUUUUGAUAAUAUAUCAUUACAAUAAUAAUAUACAGUACGAGUAUAUAGUCGUAUUAUACACGUGUUUACAUUCGAUCGUUUCAAUAAGUACCUAUUUAAGGUAUUAGGUUAGGUACUCUAGUAAGAACUUAAACGAUACUGAUAACUCGACAAAAAAUUAGAAAAUUGUAUGCGAAUACAAUUUCAUUUAAAAUAAUUAUCAACAAUAAUUAAUAUAAUAUACGAUUUAUUCGAAGAAAUUUCCAUAACUUUGUUAAUUUUAACCAGUUUUAGUAUCAUUUUAUUUCGAAUACCUAUAAUCAUGCACAAUUUAUGACCCGGGAAAAAAUGUCUCCACUUGCCUUUCAUUUAUAGUUAUUUCAGACUUAUAUAUUUACUAAAAAAAACGAAAAAUGCCUCUUUGAAAUAUAACCACAUGGUAAGUAUUUUCAAAAAUAUUUUAUAUCCAUUUUUAAUGUUUAUUUUAUAUUUAUAAUAUUUUGGUUUAAACAAUUUGUUUUUGAAAACUAUAUUCAAACGGAAUAUAACAUAAUCAAAUUUGCCAAUUCUGAUGAUUACAUUCUGGACGGUUCUAUAAGAGUUUGAAAUCCAUAAAACUCCAAGGAUAAUUAUUAUGAAAUUAUAUACUUUAUAACUACCUAUACGGUAUAUACAUUUAAGGGAACGUGAUAUCUCAAUUUACCGUUUUAGUCUAUAACUAACUAGGCCUUAUAGGGUAUUAUACCAAAAUUUUGGUAUGUAAUUUUUAUACAUUAUUAUAUUAGAACAUAACUUGUGGCAUUUAGAUUUAAAUUAGAGUUUAAAUAUAAAUAACGAUCUUUAAGAGGAGAUAAUUUUUGAGAACUGUACGUAGUUUUUAUCUAAACAAUAAUUGUCAUACAAAAAAAAAACUACCAUGGAUAUACAACUUUUUUGUAUGAUAGUUUUUCAGAAAAAGCUACGUACGGUCAUUAUAAAUAUCCUCUUCUUUAAAUGUUGUUAUUUUUGUGUUUAGAAUUUUAUUUAAACCUAAACGGGCUAAACGUCAUAAUUUAUGUUCUAGUAGAAUGUAAUUUUGCCAUGUUGCUGCCUGUUAGUUAGACUGAGACCUUAAAUAUGCGGGUAUCACGUGACUCUUGAAAUAUUACUUUUUAAAUGCAUAUAAUUUAUAAUAGUGUAAAUACUUUAUUCUAUUUUCAAAAGUUAUUUUUUGGACAAAAACAGUAUAGUACCUAGAUAUUAAUAUUAUUGGAGCGUAAGAGUUCAACUCUACCUACAUAAUAAUAUAUUUAAUUAAACAACGCGUUACGUACGGGUUUUCUUCCUCUAUUUUUUUUUUAAUUAAUUAAAAUAUAUUAUUAUUAUGCAUACCGCGGGCAUCGAAUAACGUGUCGGUUGUAUUAUAUAGGUAGCUGCCACACGAGAACAGUUAUUCUAAAUACAUUUCAUGAAUAUGAUAUUAUAUUCGUGAAAUUAACUCGUUGAAUUGUUAAUUUUUUUUUAUCUUUUUAACACAUAGUUUUUAAUCCAUAUUAAACCGUGUUCGUUGAUCAGACCGUAUAGAAAAAGUUUUUACACUUCGGUAAAAUAUAUGACUGAGAACACUAGAUUGUUUUUUUUUCUGCGACGUUGCCAUAUUUUUAAUCUUUUUUAUCGAACGAUCGAGCACGAUACUUGGUAUUGGUCUGUAGCUUAUAUAUAUAUAUAUAUAUAUAUAUAUAUAUAUGGAUUAUGGAACCUUUGUGGGCAAAAAUCAAAAUGAUAUUUAUCUCGGCUUCAUAGAAUUAUUUUAAUUUAUUUACCUAAUCGUUAUACACAAUAUUUAUGUAAAUAUAUUUUGUUCUCGUCGAAUAUGAUGCAAUUGAUAAACAACUAAAAAAAUAAUUAAAUAAAUUAAUAUAAUUGUUGAAAUAAUAAUAUGUCCGGUCGACAAAUAGUUAUGUAAUAAAAAUACGAUAACUCGAGUUAUUAUAUAGGGAAUCAGUGACGUAUCCAGGGGGGGACACGUCUUUCCUUCGUUGAUCGUAUUUUUAAUUUUAAUUUUUAGACUUAUUUUCUCUGUUACCGUAUUUAUAGAAACACGGUACAUAGUAUGAUAAAUUAAAUAGUUAAUGCCUGAUUUAUUAUAUGAAAUACAAAUUAAUUAUACAAAAUAUACAAUUAUUACAUGUUUUACUAAGAUAGUUUUUUUUUUGAUUGAAAAAUGAUUGGAUUUUUAAAUAAUGAUACCUGAAAAGAUGCCGAUUUUUCUCCUGAUAGUACUUUGAUUUAAACAUUGUUUGAAAAUCCUUACUGUUUUUCUAAACAAAAAUGACUUCAUUUUUCCUUGAAAAAAAAAUGUUUUCAGUUAGGCAGUAUAAGUACAUACUUUGAUUUACAAUGCUAUUACUUAGAUAUACAUUCUUAAUUAUAUAUAUAUGUAUAUAUAAUUUAUUUAUUAUCCUCCUCUCUACAUUUUAACAAUUCCGGAUACGUCAAUACGGAGAACCCAUUCGCGACGGUAACAAUAAAUAUUCGGUAGGGAUAUUUUUUAUGUUUUAUUAUGGUGUUGUCUCUGUGAACAACUUUUCUACCAGAAAUAUCGCUCCAAUUUUCAAGACUUGAAAAUAAUUGUUACACUUAGGUUUUUAUAUUUUUUGAAAGAAAAUUUUUGCUAGGUGCAUUAAUGAUAUGUUUUUGAUUUUCCUUGUAGUUUUUUAAAUAAUUUAAAAAACCGGAGUAAAAGAUAGAAAAUCGGGAAAAUGUACGGUAAUAACGGUUUCAUUUGUUUGGUUUUUUUUUUUAAAUUCAGUUAAUAAUAUUUGUAGUGAUCUGAAAUUUUUACAUAAUACUUUAUUUUUUUUUUUUUGAAAUGACCUAUUGUAAAAUAAUAUCACGAACCACGGUUUGUCACCGUCGUCGGUGACGUUGACGGAAUAGCUGGUUAAAAGGGGAAUAGUUAUUCAGUAUUAAUCCAUAAUAGUAUAUACACAUUUCAUGUAAAUAAUCAUUUUUUUUCAAUCUACAGUUGUCCAUUGUAUAAUAUUAUACCUACAUACGAAUUAUUAUAUUUUUAUCAUUUUUGUACAUCGUGGUAAUUGGUCUUCAAAUAACAUUAUACCUACAUAUUAUAAUUUUAGUGACAGUAUUAUAACUAAUAUUAUAACAUACAAAAUGUAUACCGCUAUCAUCACGCGCAAGUUUCAGGGCCUUAGAAGGGACAUUUUCAACGGGAAAUCCAUUAGCUGACUAUAGACACUAUUUUUUUUUUUUACUAUUUUAAUGUCAUCAAGAUCGUAUGUUUAAUGUACAAUUUUGCUAUGAAACAUCACCUAUUUUCAUGAAUUGAUUUUCAAUUAUCGUAAACUUAGUAUAUCAUAAUGAGAUUAAAAAUGAAAUACUGUUUACCCCCAGUGUUCACCAAAAAUAUCUUUGAACUAUAUAGAUUAUAUCCGUUUUUCUCCAAGUAUUACGAAUCUAUUUAAAACUGUAUAACAGGUUAUUCUGCACCUUUUCAAUUUCUGCAUUAAGUUAUUUUUGAGAUUUUUAAGGUAUAAUCAACUCUAAUUGUUUAAAAAAAUGUUUAGAAAAAAAAAUUGGCUUACAUUUUUUUUUAUACAAAUUAUUAGGUGGAUAUCUUAUAUUGGAAAAAAAUAGCCUAUACUCGUAUAGUAGAUAUAGAUGUUUUUUUCUGUAAAAAUAUGAACAGUGGAAGAAAACGAUGUAUCACUUUUUCAGGAAGAAAAUGGAUAGCUAUAUAUACUAAUUUAAUUUUUAUAUUAUUUCUUUUGGAGAUGAUUUUUUCUUAAACGAUAACGCGUAAACCCGUACAAUUUAACAUUUAUGAAGUCGAUUAUUAGGAUGAAGGAUGGGAAUGUCUCCUGAACUCUCCUGAUUUUUAAACAAAUGAUAUUGUGUUUUACAAAAUAAAUCUAAAUAAUCAUUAUCAAAUAAUAUGAAAUGGAAUAUCAAUGUCCAUAAUUUUAUUAUAAUAUUAGAAUUGGAAGGCAAUAUUUUUGAAGUUGAAGGGCAGAGAGCCGCAGACCGAUGGAGAAUUAUAUGAUGCGUACGUUUAUCAUGUAAAUUAAUUUCAAGAGAAUCGCCUAUAUAAUGGACAGUAAAUGAUACCCUUUAUAGUUAAACAGUAGAAUACUUCACGUCGAUUUAAAAGAGUAAAUAUCAUAUCACUUGACCUUUUUUAUUUUUAAACCCUAACAGAUAACUCUAUACAGAUUACAAAUAAUAUAUAAUAUCAUGUUAUCAACUAUAGUACACAGGAUGUACAUCCGCCCAUGUGUUAACACGACGUUGAAGUUGACAUAUUAUUUAUUUUUGUAGAUUAGACUGCGUCGCACAUGCGGUGACAGAGUCGAAGAAGACCAUGACGACCGUAUAAUUAUAAAAACAUCCCUCGUAAUUAUUAUAUAGACUAAAAAUAUACAUGCAUUAUAAUAAUAAUAUAUACGGUCGUCGCGAAUAUCGAAAACAAUAAUAGAUUGAAAUUUGGAAUUCCUCGGGUGAAAGUACAUUAUAAAUAUUUUUUCACGAUCAAAUAACAAUUACUAAGUACCUAAUAUAUACCUAGGUAUAUGUACCUAUUGCGUUUUCAUCGUGUUUGGGAACCGAGAAAGAAUGUAUAGUAGUCGUCAGGUAUUCUUGACGGUGAAUAAUAAACGCACAAAAAAAGAAAAAAGACAACAGCUCUCGGCGAAUCGGUACGAGUUUCGUAGUGUUCGCGAAUGCGUAUAGGACGUAGCUAUUAUGUUAUGAUCUUGUUGAAUAUCUACGUGAUAACUGUCGAGUUUCGUGAACAUUUUUUUUUCGAAUGCAGUAGUUUUGUGAAAAACUGUAAAUUGGCCAUAGUGUUGUCAACGAUUUUGCCUCGAUAAAUUGAAAAUAUAUAUUCUAAUAAACAAUAAUACAUCGCAGGUCAGCAGCAGUGUUUGUACGGGGCAUUGGAUAUAAAAAUAAAUGAAAUGAAAAUGGUAGUAGUUUAAAUAGGAUUAGGAAUAGAUUUGUAUUUACACACAAAAAGUAUAGUCUAAGAGUAUAUAUUAAUGGCGUUUAUAAUAUCAUAGCGAGAAAAACGUGAAAAAAUAUCAAUUGGUUAUAUAGUUGCGAGGAUAAAAUUGGCCGAAGAAAAUGUGUGGUUUUCCAAAUUAUUAAAAAACUACCAGAAAAAUAAAAGAAAAAUUCGCUAUCUCGUUGCACAAAAACUAAACGAAAUUCGUUCCCAGAAAUUACCCCUGAAUUCGACAAUCGAUACAAGAUUUUGAUAGAAAUGUUGUUGGCAAUCAAAUAAAUUUUAAGUUUGGAUAAGGGAGAGUAGCGGGACCACUAUUCAAACGCCACGCACCAUACAGCCCUAUACAUAAUGCUCCACUACUUUCUCUUACCCCAACUCAAAAGUAGAAUAUAUCAUCAAUAUCAACACAAAAAUGUAUUUAAACUUAUAAAUCAUCUAUUUAUGGAAUGUUUACUAUAGUCGUUUCACCCCUAAAAAUAAAAAUGACAAAAAAAAAAAUUAAAUAUAAUAUUUUAUAGCUAUUUUUUUUGUUAAAUUGUCAAAAAAUAUUAAUACUUUACGAAAUAAUGAGCGUAUUGCGUAAAAUGAAUCGCCUUAUACAUGUAAAAUCGACCGUAGAAAAUUGAAAAAAAUAAAAUAAAAUACUGCAACUUUACUUAACAUUACAAAUUGCAUUCUUCUAGCUUAGCGUGGUCGUAAAAAAAUAUAGUGUGCGAUACGAUUGAUAACAAUAAUAUGUAUAAUAUAUGCAUCAUAAUAUCGCGGUCGUGUGAAUAUUGGCGUUCUAUGCGGCGAGCGUGAGAGUCGGCGUAUAAUAAUAUUAUAUCAAUGAUUAAUACAUAGACGUAGGUAUACCGAUAUAUUGGCCUGUGCACGAAAUAAUCGUAAAAUCCUGCACUAUAUCGUACAAAAUUAUGAUUGUAAAAACGAAUAAUUCACGCGGCGGUCAAAAAACGAAAAUAUCUAUAGGUAUAGGCACUAUAGGUAUCUACAGCAUUUUCGAUUUAUAUUAUCGAGGUUAAUGAAGUAUUGAGGCGGUGCGUGAUGCGAACCUCAUGAUUUCUGCAGAAGUGUUUCGUUUCGAAUCAAUAUAUACGGUCUCGAAUCUCGUAGAAAUAAAGCAAUAAAGUUUUGGUGGAAAAAAUCCAGUUCAAGAUUUCAAGCUUAGGCUACAUGGAAUAAUGUAUACAACCUUGAUAUUGUUAAUUUGUUUUCUCUGUUAACACGACCCAAAGACUUGCUCCAAUCGAAAAAACACCGAGAGUAGUAAUUUGUGUAUUCGGUGAUGCGUUGAAGAGAUAAUUUUUUUUUUUUUAAACACCUUGUGCAGUUACAAAAAACAAAAUCGAAAAUAAUGAAACCGUUAUCAUCGUUAAUAUCGAAAUCUGUUUUUACUGUACGUUUUUCCCCAAUUGUUAAGAAAAUUACAAGAUAAAUCGAAAAAUUACCUUCCCAACGCACCAACUAGAUCCAAACUGAUACAAAUAAAGCUCUCUUGUCAUUUUUUGAUCGGUACGGGAUUGCCAGUGGAAAAGUUGUGUGCAGACAAAAAAAAUACACACACAAUAAUAACAAAUUAUUUUGUAGUAUAAAUUGUAUUGUAAAAGUUCAAGUUCGGCGCAGGUCAUCGUCAUGCAAUAAUAUACUAGCUAUAGGCGGUACAUUUCUGUCAAAUCUGCUGUGGUUUGUAAAAAUCUGUCUGUCGUUCCCAAAUUAACCCGUUCUAUAUAUUUAUUGUAAUAGAGUUUUUGCAUGCGGUCCCGUUUUUCAUUAUUUAUUGUAAUAGAUUUUUCCAAUUUCGACCUGCUGUGUUUAGCAUUACUUUGUAUACAUGCAUCCUUAUUGCCAAUGUAAAAUUGGAGAAACUCGGUUUUUUUCCGUUGAUUUCCGUUAGUUUCUGUUUUCUUUGGUUUAAAAAAAAAACCCGCUACAGAAAAUCUCACUAUCGUCGCAUGUUUACUUCUUUUCUUUUUUGUAAUUUCCCUUUCGAAAUACACUACAUAAUAUGUUGGUUUUGGGAUGUUCGGAUAUCUGUAAUAUAAUAUAAUAGUCUUGUGCCAUGUUUUACUCUAUCGUUAAUUUGUUCGUAAACAUUUUUUUUUUUUUUUGGUAUACAAUUACGGAAUAACGGCGAUACAAUUCGACUGAUUAACAAAAUGGCAGAUAACAUCAGUAUAAUAUCAGUAUAAUAUAAUGGUAAAAGGUACCAAUCGGCAGCAAUAUACCUAAGAAUCGCAAGACGUUACCAAAGACGUUUGCAUUAGUUAUCUCGCAUCAUAAUCACGCCAUCCACUUUAUCACAAUAUCAAAUUCUUGUCACAAUCGAAAUAUUGAUUUUGGCAUGAUUCCACUUUAUUAUGACAAUGCAUAUGCACGUGAUUAGUAAUAUAAAACCAACACCAAAAAGCGAUAAUAAAAGUGUUAAGAUUUACUUAACCUUUUGGUUGCUUUAUUAAUUCGGUACCCAAGUAAUUACUCAUUAGGUACUUAUACGAAAAUUUAAAAAAAUUGAAUAUAUUUAAGUAUAAUUAAGUAUAUUUCUAAGUAUUCUAGUUAUUUUAAAUAAUUAAUUGGUACCUAGCUAACAUAUAAUAUUCAAAAAUGCAAAUGUAUGAAUUAUGGUAAAAAGUCCGACAUAUAAUUGUUACCUAUUAUUUCUACAAAAUGCAGUGAAUUAUUAUUUUAUGCACUCAUAAUUUUUGGAUUCAUUACACUGUAGUUACCCUUGUACAAAUCAACUUUAAUUUCGUUAUUCAAAAUACUGCGGAUAAUAUAAGUCUUAUUUUCAUAUAAUGUUGGAUAUAUAUAAUGCUUUAACUCACAAAACCACAUUUGCAUUAUAGAUAUUUUAGGGAUUGUAAUAACAUUUUGUGAACGAAGUAAUCAAAUUUCUAUUAUGAUGGUGAGAAUGUUAUGUAAUAAUAUGAGAAACGCGGUCAUGUUGUGAAAAUAAUGAUAGCCAAUGUGUUGUUAUUCGGCUGUAGCGGCUAGCAAUUCCCUUAUCGCCUACCGGCAGGCGCUCCAAAAUGACGAUAAAUAAAUAUUUUAGGUAUGUACGGUAAAAGGAAAAGAAAAAAAAUCAAAACAUCACCUUGUACCGGUGAACACGGGUGUAAUAUAUUAAUGUCUAUACCUGCCUGCAAUUUAUUUCGAGUUGUCUUUGUGGCACGCAAACUACCGGCUUUACACGUACCGGCCGUAAUGACCCGCCACACAAAAUAUUUUUUAUGCGUCAUUCAUCGUGGUGCAAAAUCAUCGUGAAUUACACAUAAAGCGGGUAUAAUAUAAUAAUACUAUAAUCCGAUGAAAUCGCUUUGUUAUAUCCAUCGCGGUGACUAACGAUGAACCGAAGAAAAACGAAAAUAGUAGUAUAGCAGUAGAAAUGUGAACAUUUUAUAAGAUAUCGUGGAGAUAUGUGGUAUAUUAAUUGUAACCAAGUUUGAAUCAUGGAAUAAAUUAUAUAUAUAUCAGAGGUAACUUAUUAGGAAUAGGACAAAUCUAUAAAGGAACAUUAUUAUUGAGAGAGAACGAAUAUUUGGCAGAGGUGAAAAUUUCAUACCAAUUAAGUAAUCCUGUAGUUUGGAUAAGCGACGACGCUUAAAAGUUUUAAAGUAUACCGAGGGUAAAAACUUCAGAGCUUGAAACCGAUUAAUACCGGUAUAAACCGAAAUCGAAAUCGGAAAAAAACCUAAAAAGUUGACGCACUUAUAGGUAAACUAGUAUUAUAAAAAAAUAAUAAAUUCUUCUCCAAAACGUUAAUCAAAUCAGAUAAAAUUCGUUCGGAGAGCACCGAAGCCCGGGAACGAUCCAAUCAAGUCGUUAAUAAUUUUGUAUACGUUUUGAAGUUUCGUGUUUGUAUAUUAAGGAAACUACGAGCGUAAAAAAGUCAAUAAUAAAAAGAAUUCCGUUACCGGCUCGGUAUACCCACCUAACCUAGAAAUUUUGUUGUCCGAAUGAUAAUGAUUAUGGUCGCCAUCAUUAUAUUUUGUAUCGUAUUAUUAUCAUUAUUAUUGUCAUUACGGUCAUUACGACGUGUUAAGGACCGGGCGAACUCAUUUUUUUUUCUGCCGAUAAAGCCUAUGUCAGAGAGGGGAAAUAUACCGGUGAAAUGGGGGUCACACAUACCACUCCCCCUCAGAAAGGUUUUUCUAAACAUAUUUCGGUAUUUUUCAAAAUUUCGCUCGGUCGGUGCGUCCGUCUACCAUCAUCGCGGAGACGACGGACUCACUUCGUCAUCCGGAUACGCAUUAUUUCAAUAUAUUAUAAUCCCUACACGUGCAACGCACGUUUAUAAAACAAACGUCUUGUUCCAAAAAAAAAAAAUAAUAAUAAUUACGCGUUCCGGUGAAAGAAACGCUAUACUCGUUAUGAAAUAAUAAUGUUAUUAUUGGAUACCGACCAACGGCGAUUGUCGAAGCAUCGUAUAAUAUUAAUUUAUGUGUGUGUUACGACGACCCAGACGACGUAUCGCGUGUCACGUGCUGGCGGUGUAAACAUCGGAAAAAAAAAAAAUCAAAAACCAUAAAAUACUUACGUUGAAAUUGUUAUUAUUAUGUUAUCGUUAUCGGGGCUAUCGAUACUCGCCUCGAACGACGCAAUUGCCCGCGUGCAGUGUCGGGCCACUCGUGAUCGGCGCCACCACCGCCACCUUGUAACAGACUUGGAGGAGUGCCGAAACGACCACGGCGACGUCUCCACAAUAUCGGAGACGUCGCACAUAAUAUGGGUGCAACAAUAUAAUGUAACACUCCACUACACCAGACACGUCAAAACGUUAUCAAAAUGUUUGGCUACGCGGGGAUUUGAGAGUGUUUGAAAAAAUGAUUGCCCCAUAAUGUAUACGAGUCUUUGAUUUUUGUUUGCUAUCGUUAUAUAGCGCGGUCUGUAGUAAACCGAUACGGUUUGUGUUUUAAAUAAAACAAACGAAACGGUUCUAGGUCACUUUGUACGGUCAAGCAUGAAAAACACGGAACGCGGACAUUUUGUACGGUCGGCUAAAAAGGAAGAACGCAGAACGUAGACACUUUGUACUGUUCUAUACAUAUGUACAGUUAAAUAUAUUAUAAACAUCAAAUUUUAUUUGCCUUGAUUAUAUAAACCAAUAUCAAAUAAAAGUAUUAAAACGCGUACACUUUGUACUAUUAUUAUGUAUUAUAUAUAUGAAAACCAUGUUGAAUAUCAAAAUUAAAGUGAAUUGUUCGAAUAAUAAUGUCCAACAUCAACAUGUUACAAAAAAAAAAAACUAAAAACUAAAAAUGUAAAAAGUAAAACUCUGAAGUCUUAAAAUAAUUUAAUAGUAAACGCGUUUUCUAAAUACAUUUUAAACAAUAUACCUAAACCAUAAUAAUUCUAACUAUUAAAAAUGUUUUCUGUUUAUUUAGUUACUAUUCCUAAUAAUACCUAUGUACAUAUUAUAUUAUUUUACAAUGAUCCUAUUGUAAAGUAAAUUUAAAAAAAUUCAGACAUAUUCCGCACCAUGGGUAAUAAGUCCAUACAAUAAGUCAUUGUUGUGAGCGAUAGUAGUCCAGAAGGUAUAGGAUAAUUUAAUUUAUAAUUUGAGAUUUAUCGCAAACGAAAAAUGAUUAUGAGUAAAUUAGUAUUGAUCGUGUUAUUUUCUUUGCUACUUAAAAAUUUAACACAGAAAUCAACAAAAAUCAAAAUAACUAAAAAUAAUAAUAACUUUACAAAUAAUAUAUCUUUGUUAACCAAAUCACAAACCGUAACUAUACCAAUAACUACACGAGUAUACCGAUGUACGUCGGACGGACAUGGACGUAACUUGGAUACCUAUAAGGUAUCCAAACACAGACAUUUAAAAAAUAGCCAAAAUAUGCAAUAAUUACGUAGUAGUCUGAUCAUAAACCUGCAACGUGUUCAAAAUUUAUUCUCACAGUGGUUAGGUUUGUUUAUGUUUUUUUCGUCCUGCGGUAGGUAAAUAUAGGGUACCCGUUGCAGUCAACCAGUAACGAUUUCCUCGGUUAAAAACUAAUUAUAAUUUACGCUUUACAUAAUAAAACGGUCUGUGGCAUGAUAAUCUAUCAUCGGAAAUAACGUAAUUUAUUAUUUAUGUAUAACUAUCAAAUAUCUACUUACCGGAAACACGGGUGCGUUAUUAAAAAGUCGUUUAUUGUGUCACGUCGAUUACCGUAGGAAUUCGAACUGGUUUCCGCGGAGAACUUUUGUACUUUAUAUACGCGUUACCUAUGUAUACAAUUAUAUAUCAAGGUACUUUUUUUUAAGUCCCCGAACUCUGUCCUGUUCUGAACAAAUAUUAAAUAAUAUGUUAUUUGAGUGGUCCACCAAAAUGUUUAAGUUCACUACCUCCAUGUUAUUGGUACAAUAACAUAAUUAGAGACAAUAUCAUAUACAUUCCGAAAACAUUUUUUCCAAGCUCGUUAAUCUAAUCUCGGACCGCUGUAAAAAAUUCGAAGAUAGUAACGCAACUGAAAUAAUUUUUAUCAAUUAUUAAUCUCGACACUUACUAUAUAAUAUUAUAUUAGUAUACACGAUCCAUAUAGUCUUGAGUCCGUCCGUCCGUUUUCUGCAGACCCAACCCGAUUUGUAUUGUCGGUUUAACUCGUGACUCCCGAUUAUAUUAAAAUACUAUUGUAUAUAAUCAUGUUCCAAACGUAUAUUAUUUUAUUUCAGCUAUCCACUGCAAAGUUCAUCUAUAAUAUAUAAAUGCAAUUUACAGGCACGACCGCUGUCCUCGUGUACAAUUAUUACUAUCUAUAUCAGGACACGAUUCAUACAAUAAUACCUACUAUAAUAUUUUACUUUAGUUUUUGAUAGGAGAUUACACGCGUUUCGGUUAUGCCCCGUUUAAAAUUAUAAUAUAAUAUUAUGUAGUUCAAAACAAUAAAUCUACUAUUGGGUGGUAGGAGUGCAGUGCUGACAGUGCUGCGAACUGUGUCCUCACAAAUACAACACCUACCUAUAAACAUAUAACACGACUACAGUAGUAGAUGCAUAUAAUAUAUUAGAUACGAUCUACAGAAAUCUCCUAAUAAUUUAUACAGGUAUACUCAGUGGUUCAAAUGGAAUAAACGCCGAGGGGUUACUAUAUUUACCAACAAUUGAGGGGAAUUCCUGAGAACUAACUUGACCCUGUCAAACAUUCAGGAAACCCGUCGUAUGACGGCAAGAAUUUUUACGUGUAUUUCUACUACAAAUAAUUGUUUAUAACAAUGUUUCACUUAUAGGGUUUAAAAAUAAAACUUUAUUGGGGAUAAAUAACCUAAUAAUAAUAAUAAAAUAAAAAAAAAAUUUUUUUUAGUGAUUGGGGUGAAAAUAAUAAUUUAAUUUUCUCUAUACAUGUGUUUUUUUGACAUAAAAUCCGAUUGAAAAAAAAAUAUAAAUAAAAUUGAAUAUUAAUAGAGAUAUGCAAAUAUAUAGAACUCGGCGAGACACCUUGCAUAUGAUAUGCAUUAUAGGACAUUUUAAUUUCUAAACUGAAAUCAUCGAUAAAUCAUUGCGAUCAUAAAAACGAUUCUUAGUUGAGUAGUCGUGUAUGCUUAGUCGUGUGUGUUUUACUUGUUACCAAGGUAAUCUGAAAAUUAUUUGUAUUUUUACAUUACUAUGGUAUUAUUGUAACACCUACGUAUAUUUAUUAUUCCUUUAUUUAAAUAUUGAUUUUGUUUACAAAAAUAUCAAAAGUAGAAGUAUAUGUUAGGUAAGUUUUUAUUUUACCAACGAAUUAUAAGCAUUAAAGAGCUAUAUAUUUUGAAAACAAAACAAAAUUGAAAAUGAUAAAUUCUAAUCAUUUGUAGUUGAACAGAAAAUGCGUAUUAUACGGAAAUCAUUACUUGUUGAAGUUUUCUUUCAUAACUUCAGAUUUUUUUUUGGAACACGAUGCGAAAAUUUAAAUUUUGAAAUUAUUCAUAUUGAAAGGUCACUAAACUAGAAUUAUUUCUAAAAAAAAAAAAAAAAACACUUAUACUAUAUGUUUACUACAUUCUGCUGUGAUAAUAAUAUUAUAUUCGAGGAGGGAUCGCGUUUAACGGAUUUUUGGAUUCAAAGCGUAGUGAUAGGGAUCACACAUCGACAAACAUUUACGGUGUGCCAUGACGUUACCGUUUUCAUUGUUUUUAAUUUUUGUUCACGAUGUUUUCCACCCGAAGUAUUGCUACAAUCAAAAAAUGACAAUAGAUUGAUUUUUUUGUAUUUUUAAUCUCAUCUGUGAAUAAGUAAUUUGUUUUUUGAUUUUCCUGGUGGUUUUUGUAAUAAUUGAGAAAACUUCGUGGAUAAAAUUCAACAGACUAAACAGAAAUGUUUGACAAUUUGACAGGAGGCUCAUUAUAAGUCGAAUUUAGCGGUAAAAACCAUAAAUAUUACGGCCUUUCAAAACAUGUAUAAUCGAACUUCGAUCCGUAGCUAGAUUCUCGUUAGCAAUAGUUUAUUGUUGAUUACAGCUAUAAAUUAAAUAACUUUUUGUGUAUCCUACCUUUUUAAAACCCAUCUACAACAGUGGCCACACCGUCCUAAUUAUCAGCUUUAUUUUUUUUUCUCGAUUUACUGGCGUUCUUUUUUAAUUUAAUAUACAAAAUUGAUUAGGCUAACCGAAUAGGUAGGUUACUACCUAUACAUUGUUCAUAUAGAAAUAAAAUAAUAUUUUUAUUUCGUCGCGGUCACCGGCUCGUCGGGUAUCUCGUAGAUACCGUUCGUUUGCAUUGUGACGUCGCAUCUACUCGUAUAUCGUUAACGGUCUUUUUUUCAUUUUUUUUUUUGUUCCAGUUCUGGCAAGUCAUAUCCGAAGAGCACGGAAUCGACUACACGGGAUUCUACAAAGGCGAUUCCGACUUACAAUUAGAACGCAUUAACGUCUACUACAACGAAGGGUCCGGUAAGCCAUAAUAACAAUAAUAAUAAUAUACGAGGUAUAGGUAUAGGUAUAGGUUUACUGAGGUUUACCUCUAAAUUACUUGCAAUCGUGGCAUAAUAAAGAUGGUCGUUAAGACACGUAUUUCUAAGAUCUCCACGGUAGGUAAUAAUAACUAUCAUUGUCCAUUAUAUGAUAAUCAUAAUCCACCGUAUUGACCUUAAAAAGUUCAGCCCGUAUAGGUUUUGCCCAAAGUCAGAAAAAUAACUAGUGGGUUUUUGUGCGAAACAUGAUUCAAUUUAAAUUUAACAGGAGAUAACCAAAAGGUUAUUUUAUUUAUUUAAAAAAAAAAACAAAUGAUUUUAAGAUUAAUGGGGUUGGAAACAAUUUUCUAAAUGCUGUGAGAUUAUGGCGCCGUUGUACAGACGGAUAUGACGCUUUAGAAGUUUAGACCAAUAAGAUGGAGUAGCAAACCUCAGCCAAAUUCGUCCGUUCAAUUUUAAUUUUAAAAACGUAUUUGAAUUCUUUGAUUUUCUUUGAGUGUUUUGUAGUUAAAAUUCGUUCGUUUUGUUCGUUUUAGAUUCGGAGCGUAGCGAGGGAUUUGUUGGUUUUACUUAGAUGUGUGUUUUUUUUAUUUUAAUUUUUCUAUCUGUACACAAGUUUUGAAAAGAAAAUUUGAUUUGAUGUGUCGAGUGUAGCAGAUUUCUUUCAGAAAGAAAAUUUUUUUCUAAUCGGUGCAUUAAACAGGUCAUUUUUUUAUUAUUAAUUUGUUAGAGUAAACAGAAAUGCUUGAACAUUUGACAGGAGGUUUAUAAUAAGUCAUACUUAGUGGUAAAAAAAAAAUUGAGUGCAAUGUAAUAUUUUUUUUUAUUUAAAGAAUUUUAAAAUCAAAUUUUGAGGAAAAUCUUCAUUCUGAAUCGUUUUUUGUUAGCAAUGGUUUAUCGUUAUUUAUUGUUAUUAUACUUAUAAAUUAAAUACAUUUAUGUAUCAGGACUUCACACCUACAACAUUAGCGUACCCGUUCCCAGUAUUAGUUUUUUCGUUUAGUUUUCAUGAUGAUUAGUACAUGAUAAAUUUAGUUAAAUUUUGACUAAAUAGUUUGCCCAGACCAGUGUUGAGAAAUAUGAGUACACAUAUUACUUAUUCAUAAAAAAAAUAUCGGGGACGAGUGCAGGUACUGUUGUAGAUGGGAAGUUAAGAAGGUAGGAUAACUAAAAUUAGAAACUAUUCUUAAUAUUCUUAGAAUCUACAUGUUUAAAAUCUUAGUAAAUUAAAUAAAAUUAAUUUCCUAGUUCCUACUCUAAAAAUGAAAAAACAUAUUAUUUGAAAUGUUAAUAAAAAUUAUUUGUAAAUUUGACGUUUGUCAUUAUUAAAUAAGUUGUAUGUUGUUUGUUACCAUUUUAAACCGUUAUCACUGAGAUACCGUUUAUAUCACGGUUAUACAUAACUAAAUUAGUAACUUAUGAAGUGAUAUCAAUACUAAACAAUUUCUAAGCAAUAUUAUCACUAAAAUAACGUAAGUUUCAUUUUUUUCCUAAUAGAAAGAACAGAAAUCUGCGUUCAUGUUCCACAUAAAUAGGAACUCCUUCUCGUUCCUCGUUCCUAUAUUUGAAAAGGAAUGCGUUCCAAGCUUCGUUCCUUCCCAACACUGGCCCAGACACAAAAAAACAUAUUUACCUACAUUUUAGUGGGUAAAUACUUAUAAAUAUAUUAAAUAUUGAUGUUCGAAAAUCUAGUUGACAAAAUAUCACGAGUAGUUUUAAUCGACCUGACUCGUUACCGGAACCGAAGGAUUUGUUAUUUUUUUUUACAUCGUGGAUUCGACUUGCACCUCUUUGUAUUUCAGUCACUCAUAAAACGCGUACACAGAACACGGUUUUAUGUGGUCGUGUUAUGUCGAAAAAAAAAACAACGAACAUCAUAAACGUUGUGAAUAGUGUUUUUAUUCUAAACCUUAAAAGUACCUCAUAAAUUAAUUUUUAUAAAAUAUAUAGUUUAUAUUAAUAAUAAAUAUUGACGAAAACAUAACUAAAAAUGAUAAGAAAAACAAUAACAAACUAAAGUAUUUAAAUAUUUAUUUUUUAUUUUUUUAAAACGUUACUAUAAUUUAUUUAGCUCUCUAUAAUACACGACAUAUUAUUAUUUUAGAAUAAUAAUAUUAUUAUUCAAGUAGUUUUACGAUUACAUACAAAUAUUUUAAGGUAACACAUUAUAUUCGAAAAAUGUUUUGUCUGUAUUCGUAUCUACAGGUAUAUUGUUUUAAUUUUGUUUAUAUAUUAAUAUUCUAGUAUACACAUCAAAUUAUGACUGGUAAUAACAUAACUGUUAUUGUUAUUGCUACUUAGGUGAAAUAUUAUAUAGGCACGCAUAAUGAAAAUACGCUGUUUGCGCUGCUAUUGUUAUUAAUUGUUGUACGAACGACAUACGAGCCUACGGCAGAGUCGAAUAAAUAAAAUUACCUACUGGCCCAAGAUUAACCCGUUUUUGGGGACACCAAAUUUUACUAAAAAUUAAAAACAAUUUUCUUUAAUAUCUUAUAUGACAUGUUUAUUAAAUAUAGUCGUUUUUAAAUAUUUUAGGUAUUAAUAUAAAAUUUGGAAUAGUUUUUAAAAUUAUAUUUUUUAGAUUAGAAAUGUAUUGAUUUUACUAUGAUGUUUAUUUGUUUUUCCUUUGUUUUUUUUAUUGCUUUUUUCUGUGAACAACUUUUCAACCAGAAAACUUGCUCCGGUUUUUAAGUGUAGCAUCUAUUCAAAAAGAACAUUUUGUCUAGUUUAUUUAAUAAGUAGUCGGUUUUUGACUUCUCUUGUUGUUUUCUUAAUUAUAGGGAAAAACAAAAGUAAAAUGGGAAAAGAUGGAUAAUAGAUUUCAAUAUUUUUGAUUUUGUUUUUGUUGUAGUUCGGUUAAAUAUAAUCAUAGAAACUUGCAAUUUUCAAAAAAUAAUGAAAAUCUCCUUUUCUAAACGUGGUACAAGGUAAGCAUUAGAUGUUUUUUUUAGCAAAUUUGGAAAACCGUAUUUAACCUCCUUUUAAUUUUACUUUUUAGAUUAUGUGGAAAGCGAGAGAUGUAUUAGAUUAUGAUUUGUUGUUCUUUGUGUCUGUAAACAACUUUUUAUCAAAACUCUUGUUCCAAUCAAAAACUUUAUGAUGACUUUCUUGUAAAAUGAUUGAUUUUAUUAGUGUAUUGAAGAGGUAUUUUUUUGAUUUUCUUUAUAGUUUUCUUAAUAAAUGGGAAAAACUGGAAAUGCUUUGUUCAUUUCCAUGUUACCUUGGUAAUAAGGGAAUUAAUACAACUAAUAAUACUCUGUACAAAGUCGUUUUUCAUUAGCAAUGGUUUAUCGUGGCUUAUUGAUAUAAAUUAAAGUACUCUACCUAUAUAUAUAUUAUACUCCUUUACAACUUCUCUCUUAAAUCAAAGACACACCUAUCAGGAGUUUUUAUUUUUGGGUUUUGUAAAAUUGUUUAUUUAGUUUUUUGAUAAUAAGGACAAUUAAUGUUAGACAAAAGUAAAUUAUUCCAGAAAUAUCAAUUUACCUACAAUACCUACUUUGUAGUUAUUUUAAACUCUCAACUUCAUACAGUUAACUUGAUUUAAUUCAAAUUAUUUAACUCAUUAUUUAUUAAUAGUUAAUGUGAAAACAAAAUAUUAAUAUAACUAUUAAAUGUUCAACUCUUUAGUGAGAGUUAUUUCAACGACGGUAUAGGACCAAUUUCGAUGAAUAAUUUAUAAGUAUCGAAAUCAAUACAACGAGACGGUUCGGUUAAGUUAUAGGUUAUGCGUCGCAUAUAACGACACAAUUUCGACGUUUUUUUGAAAGUAUCAUGAUUUCUACAUGCCUUAUCAAUUAGAUAGGUAUAGGCGUAUAGUGUGUUCUCGGCUUCUCGCUAAAUAUUUCAACCCAAUGAUGGACUUAUAUCAAAGUAGUGAUUUUUGAAGAAAUUAAGGGGAUGCCAAAAUAUAUACUGCAUAUAGCUAAUUUUCAAAAAUGAUGUUGAUUUUCAAAUUUGUUUAAAUUAACUCUUAUAUUUAGCAAUACAAGAAACGAACCUAGUCCUAUUUUUACUUUUUCUAUAUUUAAGGUAAGGAAGUAUUGUUUUGACACUUAAAAGUCGUCAUAUUGGCGUAUUUCAGGGGCCUAAGCGUGGUUUAGUCCAUUCCAUUGGCCGUGUUAAAUACAAAAUAAUAAUAUAAACUGAUGAGCAUUAAAAACUUAUUUCUAAUGAAAUAAUAAUCAAUAGGUAUACAUAUUUUGCAUUGUUUAUUCAAAUAAGUACAAAUAAUUGUACCUAUUACAACAUAUUACUUAACUUUUUUUUUUUAGUAUUUUUUUGUUUAGCUAGCCCCCCCCCCUCAUUAGAAAAUUCUAGGUAGACCACUGAAAAUCGGUAUCAAGUUUUCACAGGAAAUACAUCAUCAUAUUUUGAGCUUAUAAAAUUGCUUAAAUCCAAAAAGGCUGUUUUUAGAAAAUAAUCUGAAUAGUGUGUUUUUAGUUAAACUAAUGAAUCAAAAACACCAAAUUUUAUAUUUAAGUUAGUCAUCUUUCGAGAAUAACAUAGCGAGCAUGGGGAUGAAUUCCAUUUAUUAUAACUGGUUUUUUAUAUUUAGUGACAUUUUUGUUUUUCAGAAUUUUCUCAACACGGCUCUAAUGAUUAUUUAUUUAGCUUAGUAUUUUGUUUAUACGCAUUGAGAUUCACAACUUUUUCUUGAUUUUUUACAAUAGAAAUGUGUUGAACAGCACUAAUUAUUAAGUUGCAAUAUCUAUUCAUUUAUUACUAAUACCCUUUGUAUUUAGAACCGGCGAGUAUAUUUACAGUAGAGGAAGUCAUUUGGCUGUUACAGAUCAGAUUUCGUUCAAUAGACAGAGUACCUAAUACUGUUUAAACAGUAAUUUAUAAAGUUAUUUUAACAAAAAUAUGAUUUCCCCUCCUCUAUUUUUUACAAAAUGUAAAUAGUAAACUGAAUAACGAUUAGUUCUUUUUGUUAAGCAAAACAAAAUUUCUCGAUUUUGUCGAUAUUUGUAGCCUCUUGGCAAGUAACACUUAGUAGUAUACAUCAUACUGCAGUGGACAGGAGGUGUCAAAAGGGAUUUUGUUUGCGUCUUGUAAUAAUGAUGUAUAAUACAAAUUUUGUUUCAUGUUGGACUUAUAAAUGUUACAGCUGCCAAUCGUUCGGAAGGAGGCAAGUAUGUACCGCGUGCCGUGCUGCUCGACCUGGAACCAGGCACCAUGGAGUCCAUCCGGUCCGGACCUUACGGCGUGCUCUUCCGGCCCGACAAUUUUGUGUUCGGUCAAUCGGGUGCCGGCAACAACUGGGCCAAGGGCCAUUACACGGAGGGCGCCGAACUCGUGGAUGCCGUGCUUGAUGUGGUGCGCAAAGAAAGCGAAAACUGCGACUGUCUGCAGGUAAAAAUCAUCGUAACGUCGCGUACCGGCUUAAAUCGCAAUGGUGUCGUAAUUCCAAAAUGAAAUAUUGUUCGAGGGAAAGAAAAAACGGUUUCUAUUUUAAUACGUACAGACGCGGUGUUGAGAAUUUCGUAGAUUUCAUACGUUAUUAUCGUAGAUGGAAUUCUGAAUAUUUAUUUCGUGAAUUUCGCGGGGGAAAUAAUAAUAAUAAUUACAAGAUUAGAGAUGUGGCUUUAUUAAACGGUGUAGUUUAUUUUCUUCUGUUUUUAAUAACAAAAAUAAUGGAGUUUAAGUGGUUUAGGCUGACGAUAAGUUCGUCAUAACAUUCUCGUGUGCUCAUAAAGUUGCCGGAAAAUCAAUUAUGGCGGAACGGUAAACGCGGUUUUUUUUUCUCGUACACAAGUCAUAAUAUUUAUACGCAUCCUAAGGAUUUAUUGUGGAACCCGUCCAAAAAGCGUUUUCCGGCGGUACGUGUGGUCUGUCAUAAACAUUACCGCACGAGACCAUACAAAUAAAACAACGUAGGUAGGUACUUAACCAUAAAUAUAAUAUACUUUUCGCUAUGCGGACAUCCCUAAUUUCGUUUUAUAUUACAAUUUGUAUGGCAUUAUUAAUUAUUAUCCAAUCUACAUAUGUAAGCGGUUUUUUUUUUCUGAUAAAUCCAGUCCUGGUUUUAAGAAAGUUAUACAUCGAAUUCCAUAUUAUCUAAUUGUAAUUAUAUUUAUAUAUAAUGUAGGGAUUCCAACUGGCGCACUCUUUGGGCGGCGGAACUGGGUCCGGAUUGGGCACAUUGCUCAUCUCGAAAAUCCGUGAAGAAUACCCGGAUCGGAUUAUGAACACGUAUUCGGUUAUGCCGUCACCGAAAGUGUCGGACACGGUGGUCGAGCCGUACAACGCCACCUUGUCUGUACAUCAGCUGGUCGAGAACACGGACGAGUCGUAUCUGAUUGACAAUGAGGCACUGUACGACAUAUGCUUCCGGACACUCAAGUUGACCAAUCCGACGUACGGCGACCUCAACCACCUGGUGUCACUGACUAUGUCUGGCGUGACCACGUGCCUCCGCUUCCCCGGGCAACUCAACGCCGACCUCCGCAAGCUGGCCGUUAACAUGGUCCCAUUCCCCAGACUCCAUUUCUUCAUGCCCGGAUUUGCGCCACUCACGGCUCGCGGCAGCCAAUCGUAUCGGGCCAUGAGCGUUCCCGAACUCACCCAGCAAAUGUUUGACGCUAAGAACAUGAUGGUCGCCUGCGAUCCCCGACACGGCCGCUACCUCACUGUGGCUGCUAUAUUCAGGUUGGUAAAACUUUACUAUAACCUAUAUCUUAGGCAGAGGCAUAUGCAGGGUUAGGGGGUUAGGGAUUACAUGCCCUUUCAUUGACUUAAAAAUACAAACAAAUAUAAUUAAUUUAAUAUCGAAAUAUAUUACCUAAACGGGGAAAACAAAUGCAUUUUGGAUGUACCUAAGCCCAGAUCCUAGACCAAAGCCAUCGCUCGCCUAAUUUAAACGAAAAAUACCCCUCGGUUUGUUAUGCAAACUUUUCUACCAGAAAUCUUUCUCCCAUUUAUCAAGUGUAGCAACUUUUCUAAAAGUAAAUUUUAUCUUUACGAUACUUUGGAGAGGUCAAAUUUUUAUUUUCCAAGCGGUUUUCAUAAUAAUUUGGAAAAACGGGAAAAUUUAAGAAAUAUAGGUAUUAGUUAAAAAUAUUACGGCCUUUUUUUUCAUGUGUACAACUUUUUUAAUAGCAAUGUCACUCAGAUUUAUAAUUAAAGCACUUUUUCUGAAAGGAAAUUUGACUGGAGUGGUACUUUAGGGAGGUCAUUUUUUGAUUUUCCCAGUAAGUAGAAAAACAUGAAAACAACAGUGGACAGAAAAUAUAUAAUGUUAAACAAAUAUUAUUAAAGAAAAUAAUAUAUAAUGCAUAUGCAAUUAUUUUACUAUGCGACAUAUAUAUUGUUGACAAAACAACACUAUUGCAUACAGCUGAUAUACAUUAAAUAUCCCCUUUAACAUCCUAACUUCUCACCUAUAACAGUGGCCCACCCAUGUUCGAAGUAUGUCAAUAUUUUUGAGUACUAACCACCAAAAUUAUUUUUUUUUUAUAUAUUUACAACAGAAUUUAAUUAUUGAUUUUUCUUACAGGGGCCGCAUGUCCAUGAAGGAAGUGGACGAGCAGAUGUUAAACGUACAAAACAAAAACUCCAGCUAUUUUGUUGACUGGAUUCCAAAUAAUGUGAAGACUGCUGUGUGUGACAUUCCACCAUGCGGACUCAAGAUGAGCUCGACGUUCAUUGGCAACACAACGGCCAUCCAGGAGCUGUUUAAACGCAUAUCCGAACAGUUUUCCGCUAUGUUCCGGCGGAAGGCGUUUUUGCAUUGGUACACUGGCGAAGGCAUGGACGAGAUGGAGUUCACUGAGGCUGAGUCUAAUAUGAAUGAUUUGAUAUCAGAAUACCAACAGUAUCAGGUAUGAAUAAUAAUAAUUAGUCGUUUUUUUUGCUUCUUGUGUUUAUGUUUAUGUUUAUAAUGUAUGACAUAUUACAGGAAGCAUCAGUGGAUGAGGAAUACAUAGAAGAAGAAGAAUCUGAAGAGAGAGAUGUGGAUUAA